Molecule: messenger RNA, 512 nt
Organism: Capsicum annuum
Lineage: Eukaryota; Viridiplantae; Streptophyta; Magnoliopsida; Solanales; Solanaceae
Product: exosome complex exonuclease RRP46 homolog
Biological process (GO): rRNA catabolic process; U4 snRNA 3'-end processing; poly(A)-dependent snoRNA 3'-end processing
Cellular component (GO): nuclear exosome (RNase complex); nucleolus; cytoplasmic exosome (RNase complex)
Source: RefSeq, a predicted model, not a curated record
GUUGAUGACUACAUUCGCUGUUUGGAGCGAGGACGUGCUGCCACUGCAAAGUUGUCUGAUUUUCUCAGGAGAAGCUUGCAAUCACAAGUCCAAAGUGACACAUCCAAGUUGGGUUAAAUUGACCGAGAUCAGCAAGAGCUAGAAUCUCAGACUUUCCAAGUCCAUUGAUUUGUUUGUGGUGGAUCUUUGCUGGCAAAAGUUGUACGUGGAAGAUGUCUGCAUUGUUGCAAAUGUUGAUAUAAUCUUGAUUGCUUUGGGUAUUAAUCAAAUAGCUGAGGUGUGGUUUGCUAUGGACUCUCACCGUAGCAUAUUCCCCAUUUGCGUUGCAGAAAACACAGGGAAAUGAAGGUUGCAAACUAGCUAGUGCCAAUGACAUUAGUAAAAAAUGGAUUGAGUAGUAGUUUGCAUUGCAGCUUCUUUUUAAGACUCGUCCCAGAAACUAGUUUAUAUUUUUGAUGCUUGUAAGAGAAAUGUUUUAAAAGGAUAAUCUCAGAGACUCUUUUGCUUCAUAA